AUGAAUUCAAUCGUAGGUAUGUUUAACGAUUGGAACGCCUCGUGCAGUAAUCGUAUUAAGGAUCUGCGAAUGAUUCGAGAAAUGUGUAUGCAUGAGAAGUAAGAGAAGCAAAAGAGAAGAGCGUGUAACAACGUCAACGUGGUUAGACAUCGGAAAGAGAUUUGAUAUCCUGUAAUACAGCAAGUAUACAGACAGUAAUGCCCGAGGGUCGAGGGAGCGCGGUGCAUGGCGUAAUGCCACCGCACUAUCUGCACGAGUUGCCGGCAGAGGACGAGAAGAGGUUUGAAAAGAUAUUCCAGAAACUAGAUCUCGAUGGGAAUGGAAGAAUCGACGUGAAAGAUCUGUCGAAAGCACUUCGUAAUGUUGGUGUCGAUAAAUAUUACGCGGAGAAUACUGCUUUGCUAAUUGGCUGGAGCCAGUUACCUUGCUAAAUGCCUUGUUAACUGGACGUCGCCAUCCCCACCAUCUUUUCAUAGAGCAGAAGUUCUGGCAUUGCAAUAGCGUUUACGUUAACUGACCAUGAAUCGGAACCUUGCCUGACCAGCUAUCGUGAAAUGUGUAUUUAUAGGAAAUUUCAAAAAUUUUUGGCCAGAUCCGAUAGUACCAAGAGCGGCGAUAUUACACUUGCCGAGUUUAUACACUAUGUACGCGAACACGAAAAAAAUCUGCGUCUACAAUUCUCUCAUCUUGACACGAAUAAGGAUGAAUGGACAAGGAUGGAAGCCUCACUAUAAGUUUCAACGAAUGGCGAGAUUUUUUGCUUUAUGCACCGAGUACCGAUCUUCUGGGUCUUAUUGAAUACUGGCAUCACACCAACUAUAUGGACAUUGGGGAGGAUAUCGGUGUCCCGGAGGACUUCACAACUGGUGAAAUGGUUUCUGGAAUGUGGUGGCGGCAUUUGGUGUCCGGUGGUGUAGCAGGUGGUGUAUCACGCACAUGUACCGCGCCUUUGGAUCGUAUCAAAGUUUAUUUACAAGUUCAUGGAACGCGACACUGCAAAAUCAAAAGUUGCUUUAGGUAUAUGCUGCGCGAGGGUGGCUCUAUUAGUCUGUGGAGAGGAAAUGGUAUAAACGUACUUAAAAUCGGACCAGAGAGUGCGCUGAAAUUCAUGGCUUACGAGCAAAUUAAGAGAGCGAUCAAAGGAGACGACGUGAGAGAACUUGAACUUUAUGAACGAUUAAUGGCUGGUUCUCUAGCCGGAGGGAUUAGUCAGUCAGCUAUAUAUCCACUUGAGGUGCUUAAAACUAGAUUCGCACUCAGAAAAACGGGAGAGUAUUCAGGCUUAAUAGAUGCAACAAAGAAGAUAUAUAAGCAAGGCGGUUUGAAAUCUUUUUAUAGAGGCUAUGUUCCUAAUUUGAUGGGAAUAAUUCCGUACGCUGGUAUCGACCUGGCUGUGUACGAAACCUUGAAAAAUAGGUAUUUACAAACACAUGACAAAAAUGAACAGCCACCCUUUUGGAUUUUAUUAUUAUGUGGAACAGCUUCGAGCACAGCCGGCCAAGUGUGCUCGUAUCCAUUAGCACUAGUCAGAACACGGUUACAGGCAGAUGUGUCGCCAGGAAAGCCUAAUACUAUGGUUGCUGUUUUUAAGAAUAUUAUUAAGAAUGAAGGAAUUCGCGGUUUGUACAGAGGUUUAACUCCGAACUUUUUAAAGGUGGCACCAGCCGUGUCGAUUAGUUACAUAGUAUAUGAAACCGUCAGGGAUUUUUUGGGUGUAAAUAUGACGUGAUGAUUAUUUAUUUUAGGUGAUAUUAAUUUAACUAAAUUAUUCUUUAACUAUGUCAUAAAAUAUUCAAACAAGUCAGUCGUUGGUUACUAUAUUAAGCAAUUCGGCAUAUCCUGCCUUUUGUUAUAUGUAAUAUCGCUUAUUUAUUGUUAACUCGAAGCUUCUACGAUUAUUUAAACAUAUUUUUCAACUGUAUAAUACUAUUGAACAUAUAGAACAUAUUUAUAACAAAUUUUCAUAUAAGGAAAUGAGUAUAAUAAUAAAUGGCCAGCAUGAGGAAUUUUAAUUAACCUUCAAGGAGUAAACGCAAAGAGUGUAUAAAUUAGUUUAAUCGUAUUUAUUGUUAUGACUUACACUCAUAUUUUGCUUCCGUGAAGAAGAACAAAAAUGUAGAUUCAUAAUUUCAAAAUAGAAAUGAUAGUACAAAAACCAUUAGAAGAAGGAAAAAGUAUUAUGUUUUAUAAUUUCAGUUUUUCAGUGGGAAGAAAACGAAGGUAGUAGAAAGUUGAUAGUUAUAGUUAAGCAAGAAGAAAAAAAAUUCUUCGUACGAUUUGAAAGUCAGGUAAUUUACACACAAAAAUGUAAUUUUAUGAAAAUAUAAAGGAAUGUAUUACUUAAUAAUACAUUACGUAAUGUUACAUAUUCUGCAAAUAGAAGAAUCGAGUUAUAUUAUUACUGUGAUAUGUAUGGUUAUAAGCUAAAUUGGAAAUAUAAUUCAAUGCAUAACAUCCUAUAAAUUUAAAAAAAAUUUGUUUAAUUUUUAUUGUAACUCUUCCAGUAUUUUUAAUCAUAAUGAUGAUAACAAUACCAGUAGUAAUAAUAAUAAUAAUAA
Heterotrigona itama is the source of this 2558-nucleotide messenger RNA. Lineage: Eukaryota; Metazoa; Arthropoda; Insecta; Hymenoptera; Apidae. The record is from the annotation of a GenBank genome assembly.